AAGUUUUUUAUACUAAUGGAUCUGAGAAAUUUUUUAAAACAAACUUUACGAGGCAAAGAACUAACCGAAUAUCAAUAUAAUUUGUUAGCCAAGAAUGACAUCGAAACGGUUCAGGAGUUUUUAAAGGCAGAUUUGCCAAAGCUGCAAAUCCUGCUGGACAUUAAGAAGCCUCACAGUGUUUAUGACAUAAAAGUGGAACUGAUCGAUUUGCUGGGAAAGGAAAAAAAGUGCACAUUCGCUACUUUGUAUGAGGAGGAAAAACAGAACAACUUGGACCAUGGGACAGGCAUAGAAGAACUAGAUAAAUUACUCGAAGCAAUUGGGCAGCCCUUCCCUCGAGUCUGGGAGAUCUAUGGCGAAGCAGGCGUGGGAAAAACUGAGAUGAUGUACACCUUUGCAAUCAAUUUUGUAUGCCAGCAGAGGGAACAGCCACGACACGUUCUCUUCAUCGACUGCAAGGGCGAUUUCGAAUCAAAGCGAAUCCUUCAAAUAUUGCAGGAGCUGAAGUAUCCUCAACCGGAUGAGGCCAUGAAGGCCAUAAAAGUGGUUAAUGUUUUCUCCGAUGAACAUAUAAUUGCCGUCUUACAAGCCCUGCUAAAGCAGCGGCUAGAGAAGCUGGAGGAAGCAUUGGCCAUUGGACUAUUGCUAAUUGAUUGUCUGCCCGCUUGUUUCCUUCACUUGCGUAGCAAAAAUGAGAGGAUGCUAGCCAAUUCCCAGUUAACAACUGUCGCAUCCCUGCUGAGAAGAUUGAAUGCAAGUGGGGUGGGCUGUAUUGUGGGUAACGCAUCAUUCCCUAGGGAUGAAUUGGGAAAAAUCAUUGAAGAGCAAGGGGAUAUGAUCUCAGAAGAUUCCGGCGGUACAGGGCCAUAUGAACCCCUAUUGGGUGUCUACUGGAAGUCUGUGUGUACGUUGCGCAUGUCCCUGGAGCUUCCAAACCCAGAGUACGAUGAUUGCAACAUUGACACAGUAGUUGAUGAUGGCCUGAGAGUGCUGAAUGUGAUAAACAAUACUUAUGGGCCGGCUGGAGGUAGCUGCCACUUGUGCGUCUCACAAGCUGGAAUCGUUUAGCGUCGCUGUGAUUGCUGGUAAGAUUUCAUCACACGUUUUCCGGGCUCUAGUCCAUCUCCCAAACCGGGUCGCUUGCGUUUGCUAUUAUUGGAAUGAGCAGGUUCUGCAUUCUUUAACAUUUGAGCCGGCUCCUGGUUAGCUUCCUUCUCCUCAUUUACGGACAAGUCCGAAUCGUGGGCAUAUUGGCAGCUAGUACCAAAGCGACAGCGUCCUUUUCUAUAAUUCCAGCAGAUUUUCCGCCCAUUCUUUAGCUGCAGAUGGGUAUCGUUAUUGACCAUCUUAACGUGCCGCUCCAGUGAGGCAGUCUUGUGUAAUUCUGCCUCCAGGAAGGGAUUACUGAAAACUUCUCCUGUUUUCUUGCUUGCCUUUGACAAAGCCGAGCUGGCACUGGGCAAAGUAAUGGGCGGGGGAGGUAACUUUUGGGUUAGGGGCUUCCCAGGAGGUGAACUAUUAAAAUAAAAAUUGUAAUAAUAAAUUCAGCUUAUUAGAGGAAUCGGUACCCACUUAUUAUCAGACUUCUGACUGCUGGUUUCCUCUUCGUCCUCUUCAGAAGAAUCGCUAUAAUCUGCAACCAACGACAUGAUUCCAAGAUAGUUUAUUAUGCUGCUCAAUAGAGAUGAGGCACUGUCACGAGUACAAAUUGUUGUUUACAAAUCAUACAAAAAAACAUGGAACACCAAAAA
Messenger RNA from Drosophila willistoni, 1751 nucleotides. It is a transcript of the gene Rad51D, whose product is annotated as DNA repair protein RAD51 homolog 4. The record is from RefSeq and is a predicted model, not a curated record. The transcript has 3 exons. Gene Ontology annotation, cellular component: replication fork; Rad51B-Rad51C-Rad51D-XRCC2 complex; centrosome. Bases 16 to 1068 code for a protein of 350 amino acids. Gene Ontology annotation, molecular function: four-way junction DNA binding; ATP-dependent activity, acting on DNA; single-stranded DNA binding. Gene Ontology annotation, biological process: DNA strand invasion; telomere maintenance; double-strand break repair via homologous recombination. Lineage: Eukaryota; Metazoa; Arthropoda; Insecta; Diptera; Drosophilidae.